Messenger RNA from Melanotaenia boesemani (Boeseman's rainbowfish), 1247 nucleotides. It is a transcript of the gene cd9a, whose product is annotated as CD9 molecule a. The record is from RefSeq and is a predicted model, not a curated record. The coding region runs from base 183 to 869 and encodes 228 amino acids. Gene Ontology annotation, cellular component: membrane. The transcript has 8 exons. Lineage: Eukaryota; Metazoa; Chordata; Actinopteri; Atheriniformes; Melanotaeniidae.
UUGCAGCCGUGUGGGGGCGGACCACAACAGGCGCGCACUGCACGACGUGACACAGCGCACAGCGCGACGACAAAUAACCUCGAUCUGCAUACUGACUUGUUUAGAAGAAGCGCUUCUCUAUUCUGCCGUCGCUUUGAUUUGAAGAAACCUGCAGAAGUGAGAUCUAACGACCAAACAACGCCAUGGCUGCCCUGUCGGGAGGAGAGAUUUGUAUAAAAUAUCUGAUGUUUGUCUUCAACCUUGUGUUCUGGCUUGCAGGAACAGCUGUAUUUGCGAUAGGUCUGUGGCUGAGAUUAGACCCGACAACCAAAGGCCUGUUUGAAGGAUCAGAUUCUCCAUUUCUGCUUUAUACAGGUGUAUACAUGCUGAUUGGAGCUGGAGCGCUCAUGAUGGUGGUGGGCUUUUUGGGAUGUUGUGGUGCAAUCCAGGAGUCACCCUGUAUGCUUGGACUGUUUUUCUUCUUCCUGCUGAUCAUAUUUGCCAUUGAGGUAGCAGCUGGAAUCUGGGUAUUCUCAAACCAAAGCAAGAUUGUGGAUGACUUUACAAAGAUAUACAUGCAGACUUACAACGACUUUAAGACAACAGGAGAUGAACGCCUCAAACAAAUGCUCCAGUUGAUUCAAGAAAAGUUGAACUGUUGUGGUCCAGACGGCAGUGCAGUGGAAACUGCCAAAGACACUUGUCCCCGUGGAGAACCCCUUGAGCAGCUUAUCAUUAAGAGCUGUCCUGAUGCCAUCGAUGAGGUGUUUAACUCCAAGUUACAUAUCAUGGGAGGACUAGGCAUCACCGUUGGCGUAGUUAUGGUGUUUGGGAUGAUCUUUACCAUGCUCCUGUGCUGUGCCAUUAGGAAGUCUCGGGAGGUGGUGUGACACCUGCCUCAAGUCCUUGUUAAUGUUGCAUGAUGUCAUUGCCAGAGUUACAGGACUCCACUGCCAAUAGAAACACUGCUUGUUUAAAAGGGGUAACCUAAGCUACACAGAUAUUUCUGAAUAUACAUCACUAUAAUACAUCAGUUCUGUGUUGCUGACAUUGAUGCGAUGUGGUUAUUGGGCCCAAUUAUAGAAUGGGUGUAAUCUGUGCUUCAGUGGCAGUGUAGUACGGAUAUGCGUAAUAUUGUGGUAAUUUGACUGAAACCUGUGUCUGUGAGCUGCUAAUUAUCUAAACAAAAGAGCAUACUGUUGUAUACUGAUCACAUUCUAACUGCAGUCACUCCUCCACAAGCAGAAGCACACAGUCAGGGUCCAGAG